This is a messenger RNA of Rhizophagus irregularis DAOM 181602=DAOM 197198, 625 nucleotides long. The record is from RefSeq and is a predicted model, not a curated record. Lineage: Eukaryota; Fungi; Glomeromycota; Glomeromycetes; Glomerales; Glomeraceae.
ANAAUGAAUUUUUCGUCAAUGCAGAAUUACCAGGACUGAAUAAAGAUCAAAUUAACAUUGAUGUUCGUGACAACGCUCUUAUAAUUUCUGGUGAAACCAAAAAAGAACAAAAAUAUGAAAAAGGAGAAACUAUUAUUCAAGAACGUUCCUAUGGUUCUUUCACUCGUAGUAUUUCAUUACCACCAAAUGUAAAAGCAGAAGAUAUCACGGCUAAAUUUGAGAAUGGACUUCUUGAAUUGAAACUUCCAAAGAGUGCUUCUUCUGGAAAGAAAAUUACUAUUGAAUAAUUUUCGUUUACAUAUAUUUUUAAAACACUUUCCUUUAGCCUUUAAAUAAUAUUCUUUUUUAAAUUUCCUGUAUACAGUAUAUUAGUUUUAAAAAAUAUUCAUACUUUUUAAUAGUUUUAUAAAUAAAAGGCUUUGACAAAAAUCAUUAGCUCAAUAUUGUACUCUAAAAAAUAAUUUGUUAAUAACGGCACAGUGGCGUUCGAAACCCAACCAAGAUAGCUUGUUUGUACUGUAUAUAUUCUUAUAACUUCUGAAAGAUAUUUUAAUCGUACUGUAACGAAUACUCCUGUGUAAUAAAACCAUUAAAUACUAUCUAUACUAUCUAUACGUUGAUUAAG